AUGACAAAUAAUGAGGAUUUUUUGAUUACAAUUGAAGAGUUUGACCGCUGCAUUGGGAAGUUAAAGGAGACAAUCACCCAGGACCUACAUUGUAAGGACAGGAGUCUCGAUUUCAAAAUAAGUAACUUAAGAAUAAAAGAAGUAUGCAAUCAAUUAGUGGUAUUUGUCUAUCUAACGACAAUCAAAAAUGGAAAUUCAGUUGGCAUUGAAUUCACUGUAUCAUUUGAUAGAUUCUACAUUGUACCUAUUUUCAAUUUUCGAAUUUAUAUCAACACGAAAUUAAUAUUUGAUUUAGAAGAUUUGAAAAAAUACAUUUGCCUUGAGGAAGAUGUUGAUAUUCUAUUAACAGAUCAUCAUAUAUUACAAAAUCCUUGGUUUCAAAUACAUCCAUGUGAAACUUCAAAUACGAUGAAAGAGCAUUUAAUGACAUAUUACGAAGGUAAUGGGAGAGAUUUGAAAAUAGAUAGUCAUGAUGAGUUCACCUUAAAUUAUCUCAAGAUUUGGUUUAAUUUGUACGGAUUGCCGUCUGUUUUACAAGAGUUUUCAUUAAGAUCUACCAUAUUGUAA
Lodderomyces pseudojiufengensis is the source of this 567-nucleotide messenger RNA. RefSeq lists its product as uncharacterized. The coding region runs from base 1 to 567 and encodes 188 amino acids. Gene Ontology annotation, molecular function: ubiquitin-like protein transferase activity. The transcript has a single exon. NCBI's taxonomy places the organism in Eukaryota, Fungi, Ascomycota, Pichiomycetes, Serinales, Debaryomycetaceae. The record is from RefSeq and is a predicted model, not a curated record.